CUGGGAGCUGUGGGCUCGGUGACGUCAUUCUCGAUGUGUUGGAAGCGGAUCCGCGCAGCGGAAGCUGUCGAGUGAGAUGUCGUGCCCAGAAGAGGUGGUUGCCUUGGCAGAUGAGGAGCUGCUCAGCUUCCUCCUGGCAGAUGAUGCUCCCUGUGCAGAGUUCUCAGAGAACGAAGCCAACCUGCUGGGAAACUGGGGUCUGCUGGAGCCCGAGCUCCUGAAUGACAAGGAGGUGGAGGACUUUCUCAGCUCCCUGCUGAGCCCCUUUGUAGAGGGGCCGAGUGCCUUGCAGGGUCACUCGCCUCUCGACAGCGAUAGCGGCAUCUCUGAGGACCAGAAUCCCUUCCCCAGCCCCAGCAGCUGGGAUGCGUCUCCGGCCAGGGACCUCACCUCCAGCCCUUUGAGCUCUAACAUCGUGCAGGUCGAACACAGCUACUCUUUCCAUCAGGACAGGGUGGCGCUGGAGAGCGUGAGAGCUGAGACAGCAGAAGGAGACAUCUCCAUUGACCUGGAUAUGUGGGGGAACUCGGUAAGUGCAGAGGAGACCCUGGUCGACGAGCAGAGUUCCAGCUUCCCAGUUGCUGUGCCCUUGGAUGACUUCAUGCUUGGGACCCCUAUACAGUUCGAUUUCCCGGAACUGAUCCUGACAGAAGAGGAGAAACAGCUUCUGGAGAGAGAGGGUGUCUCCUUGCCAUCCCACCUGCCCCUGACCAAGGCUGAGGAGCGGCUCCUGAAGAGAAUCCGUCGAAAGAUCCGGAACAAGCAGUCGGCACUGGACAGUCGGCGCAGGAAGAAGGUCUAUGUGGAUGGCUUGGAGAGCAGGGUCGUCACCUGCAUGGCGCAGAACCAUGAGCUGCAGAAGAAGGUGCAGCUGCUGCAGAAGGAGAAUAUAUCAUUGCUUGAGCAGCUACGGAGACUCCAGGCCAUGGUGAGACAGUCCUCGACCAAAACCACCACCGCCAGCACCUGCAUCAUGGUCCUGCUCCUGUCCUUCUGCCUCAUUCUCUCUCCCAGUCUCUAUCCGCUCGGAGCCAGAGUGCAGCAGGAGGGAUUCCGAGGAGUGCUGUCUCGGCAGAUCCGUGAGUACCCGAGUGACACGGCCCAGUUUCAGGCAGCAGCUGCCCAGCAGGCAGAGGGGCCUGAAACACAGAGGGAGCGCACAAUAGAGGGACUGGCCCUGGAAUCCGAGACGGCCCUGCUGCCGGGCAGCCUCAAUCACUCCCGGGACGGGGGAGAGAGCCCACCCAAAGCGGAGCAUGGCUCUGCCAUCAACAGCAACUCAUCCUCCGACCCUCCACCAGGAGCCAGCUCUGAGCUGGUUCCCCCCCAGCAGCAGCCGGAGCAGCUUCCUGGGAAGGGCCCCCUGCACUCUGUGGAGCCGGCAGCCUGGGGGACUAAGAAGCAGGAGUGGGUGGAGCGCACCACCAGUGUCGUGAUCCAGCAGCACCGUGCAGAUGAGAUGUGAGCACUGGGCGCCUCAUGCUGCCUAGCUCUGAACAUGCGGGGGCCUGGGGCCCUGCCCCAGAGGAAGCCAGGACAGCUCUGACUGAUCCUUAUCGACACACAUGCUUCUAAAUGCCCCUGAGUGGGUUCUGUCUCCCCACCCACCAAACCUGAACUGGGGAGCAGCUGGGCUCGGGGGUAGCAGGAAACGGUUCUAGCUGCAGCAUGGAGGUGGGCACAGCACGGGGAGUUGGUGCUCUUCCCUCUCCAGAUCAAGCACCUGCAUUAUUUAGUUCCCUGCAGCUGGAGUGAGUGGGAAACCACGUGGACUGGGCUGGGCCUGAGUGCCCUUAGCAAGUCCCACAGCUGCAAGAGAUCUGUCCCUUCCAGCAACACAAUGAUUCCCCAUCCUUCAGCUGGACACGCCAAGCCCCUAUGCCCCGGGCUGCUGGCUAGAUGUGGUUCUGCUAAGGGACAGCUCUAAACUUCUCUCAUCGACUUCCCUGCUGCAGAGCCCCAGCUGCUGGUCUUGGCAAGGCUGAGGGCGUCUGCAGGCAGAGGGUCCCUGCCCAGUGCUAUGUGCUGCCUUCCUGCUGAUCACAAUCCUGUGAAGGGGAGGGGUCUGCACUGCUGUAGGGGUGGAGGUGCAGAGAGCCCUGCGGGGUAAUCUCUGCAACAGGGCUUGGGGCUCAUGGCAGCGGGGAGGGCCAGGUCACUGGGGCCUCCUCCGUACAUUGACCUCUGGCCUGCAGUCCUGGGCAGGGGCUGGUGUAACGCGGCUGAGCCCUGGGAUGAGGACUGCCAGCUGAGCCAGCACCAGCCAGGGUCGCCCUCCCACCCACCCCCUAACUGCUACAGUAAUGGCUCUAUUAUAAUAAAGUGUAAAUAAAAUGGACCCUCUGCUGGGCUGUCCCCUGGGGGCAGGUGUCCGUAUAGCCCCACAGCUGCCUCCCAGCCAUGCAAGGGGGGCUCCUCACGAUGCUCCCAGGCUGAGACUUGACCCCUAUUGACCUGGGGCCUGUUCCUGUCCUGCUCCCUCUCCAGGGCAGGGGGUGCUGUGUGUCAGCCUCCUGCAGGCAGCCUUUGCUCUUCCUCCGGGGCCCUUGCUCCCCCCUGUGCGUUUGGAACCUCGCUGUCUGCAGGAUCCCAGGAAGCCAGGCGGAGCCUGAGCCCAGCCCCACCUAUCUGGAGAGGGGAAGUGGGGCUACCCUGUAGCGCCAGCCUCAAGGAGUUUAUCCCACAGAAGGCUCAGGAACAAUGAUCGCACUGGUGGGGUAAGAGGAACUUGAUAAGUCAGGGCCCUUCACUGCACCAGGACCAUUCACACUAGAACGAAGGUGUAAAUGGUGAUAGUGAGAGGAACUACUGCAGCAAUUGCAUAUUGGGGGGUGGUGGAUUCCCCAUCGCUGGAAGUUCUUCAGCCGCCAGGGGGAUGUUUUCCUAAAGGUUCUCUUCAAACCAGGAUUGACUCGUGGGAGUCUUGUGGUCAGAGCAGUGCUGCAGCUGCCUGAGUCACCUGCCCUGCCCCGUUUGCCCCUGGGCGGAUGACAGCUGCUCCUACUCCCCCUCUGGGUCAGUGCCCCAGUGCCUCAGGAACUGACCUCUCCGCUGCCAGCAGGGCUCAGCUUGCUCAGCUGCAGGCUCCCCAUGAAUGCAUGUUCCUAAACUGGCUCUGCCCUGGGAUGUCUGGUAAGGGGAUGGCAGAAGGGGGACCCUGAAAGGGCAGAUUUCCUUCCUACCCAUGGGGUGGGGUUCCUUUUAGGAGCACUCUCCACCCAAUGUGCAUCACCUAGAUAAACCUCCCAAAUGCACCACACCACUUCCCUGGCCUGUCCCUGCCCAACAGAUGCCCUGGCAGAAGGGUGCUAUCUUUCUCCUCUUCAGCUCCUUUCCCCAGGACUUUUCCAAACUGCUGGGCACAGGCUUGGUCAGUUUUUGGCCAGCAGGGAGCCCCGCUUUGGGGAGCUGCCCAUGCUCCAGCAGCUGUAGGGCCCUCUCCCUGGCUUUUUGCCACCAGUUUCCUUGCUGCCUGGUACAUUCCCCUAAGGCAUCGCUGCAGCAGGGAGCAGUCUGGCAUGCCCUAGCUUUGUCCCUGGGGUGGGGGCUGGGAAAGGCUCCGUACCACUGGAGCCCCUGGCUUCCCUACCCCCUGCCAAGGUGUCUUGCUUCCUUCUGGUGGGGUGGGUCCACUCCAGCCCAUUGGGCUCUGGCCCUGCCUUCCCUAACCGAACACAUCAUCUAGCCAGAUGUGUCCCUCAAGGGCUAGUGCCUGUGGUGGGGGUUCUGCAUUACCUGCCGGGGAUCCUGCCCUCCCUGUACACCAACACCAGCCUGAGGCCCCAAGCUGCCCCAUGGCCUCGGUGCCACUCAUCUCUGGUCAGGCCCUUCCCAAGCAUCCUCUGGCAGAGCCUUGGCUAGGGGAUCCUACCUGCGCCCGCCACUCACACCCAGCGGGCCUGGCUCAGCCCAGGGCACCCAGAGGAGCCCAGCUGGGCAGGAGGCCCCUAAAGGACCUGCCCAGCCAGUGGCGGGCUCAGCUACUGUGACGGUGCUGCCCAUGGGAGCCAGCUGAGGUCACUCAAUUAGGGUGAACUGCAGACAAAACGAGGCAGCCAAACCCCAGAUGCUGAUGGUUAUUCCAGUACUUAGAUUUACCAGCCAGCACAGAACAGCUUCUGUAGUACCUCACUGGUUACUCAUAAGUCCAAACCAUGCAGUUCCCUUAAAGUGCCCAGCCUCAGGUCUUUGGCGAGACAUGCGUCCGAUAUGGUGAUGAUUCCUGAAAAUCAUAUAAAAGAAAAGGUUCUUCCAAUUGCAAGGGAUCAGCCACAUACCCAGGUCCAGGUAUAAAACUUAGAUCUUACCCAAAAUACACGCUUAGAGCCAACUCUUAUUAACUAACCUAAAAUUUAUUUAAAGAGAGAGCAGGUUGGUUAAAAGAUCAAUAUGCAGACAGACCCAAAUUCAAUUCUUGAUGUUCAGAUACAUAGCAGAGAUGAGUUUGUAGUUGCCAAAAGUUCUUUUGGAAAUAGUCCAUAGGUUAUAGUCUAAUGUCCAUAUUCAGAGUGAUGCCAGCCAGUGACUGGGGAUCUCAAUCCUUAUGGCUUAAGGUUUCCCCCUCUUGAAAUCCAGAGCAGAUCUGAGGUGAAGUAGAAUCGUAUCCCAGGUUUUUAUAUAUUUCUAGCAGCCUUUUGGUCAGAAAACAAUAGGCUUAACUCCUUCUCCCAAACAUCCCGGC
This is a messenger RNA of Gopherus evgoodei (Goodes thornscrub tortoise), 4681 nucleotides long. RefSeq names its product cAMP responsive element binding protein 3 (gene CREB3). Gene Ontology annotation, biological process: regulation of transcription by RNA polymerase II. The record is from RefSeq and is a predicted model, not a curated record. Gene Ontology annotation, molecular function: DNA-binding transcription factor activity, RNA polymerase II-specific; RNA polymerase II cis-regulatory region sequence-specific DNA binding. Gene Ontology annotation, cellular component: nucleus. Lineage: Eukaryota; Metazoa; Chordata; Testudines; Testudinidae. The transcript is spliced from 10 exons. Bases 77 to 1465 code for a protein of 462 amino acids.